Messenger RNA from Cotesia congregata, 4119 nucleotides. Lineage: Eukaryota; Metazoa; Arthropoda; Insecta; Hymenoptera; Braconidae. The record is from the annotation of a GenBank genome assembly.
AUGGCUCUUGGGUCUCAAGUUGAAGCAAACGGCAAGGAUGGAGCCGUACAAAUUCCGAUGGUUAAUGGAACCGACAAACGUGUUGAUGACGAGCAGCAAGAUAACGAGGCGAAUGGAAGCAAUUCCAGUGAUAAUAUUUUGGAGAAGGGUGAAGUAGAGGCUACGAAGGAGGGGGAGAAGGAAAAAGACAAAGAAAAAGACGCUGACGACAAGGAAAAAGAUGGCGAACAGGAAGUAGUUUUUAUACAGGACAUGGGCUUCACGGUUAAAAUCGUGAGCCCGGGUGGCGAGCCCUUUGACAUCCAGGUAUCGAGCAUGGAGCUGGUCCAGGAAAUCCACCAACUGCUGAUGGACCGCGAGGACACAUGCCAUCGCACGUGUUUCUCUCUGCAGCUCGACGGCAACACGCUGGAUAAUUUUGCGGAGCUAAAAAACAUCGAGGGGCUGAAAGAGGGCUCGAUCAUCAAGGUUGUUGAGGAGCCUUACACGAUGCGCGAGGCCCGGAUUCAUGUGAGACAUGUGCGCGAUUUACUUAAAUCCGUCGAUCCGGCAGACGCUUAUAACGGGGUAGAGUGCAGCAGUUUGUCCUUUUUGAAUGUCGUUACCAAUGGAGACAUUAUGGAGAAGAAAAAAACACGGACAGAUGCUAUCGAUUGCACGCCUCCUGAUUAUAUUAUACCGGGGUCCAAGGAAAGACCGCUUUUACCUCUUCAACCUCAGGCGAAAGAACAGAAAUGCCCGCCGUGUUUGAAGGUUUUAACAACAUCAGGAUGGAAUCCACCGCCAGGUUACAGGAAAUUACAUGGAGAUUUAAUGUAUCUACAGGUGAUUACCUUAGAAGAUAAGCAGUAUUACGUAACUGCGUGCGCGCGUGGUUUUUUUGUAAAUCAGUCUUCGAAGGAAACAUUUAACCCAAAACCAGCGACACCAAGCCACCUGUGUCACAGCUUGAUCGAGCUGUUGAACCAACUAAGCCCAGCAUUCAAACGCGGAUUCGCAGCGAUGCAGCGCCGAAGAACCCAGCGACAUCCUUUCGAGAGAGUCGCGACGCCUUAUCAACUGUACGCUUGGUGUGCUCCCCAAACCGAGCAUACAAUCGACGCGAUUCGCGCAGAAGAUACUUUUUCAGCGAAGCUGGGGUAUGAAGAACACAUACCUGGACAAACGCGCGACUGGAAUGAAGAGUUGCAGACUACCAGAGAGUUACCACGUAAAAAUCUUCCCGAGAGACUGCUCCGAGAACGUGCCAUAUUUAAAGUACACAGCGAUUUUGUCGCCGCAGCGACCAGAGGCGCAGUCGCCGUUAUUGACGGCAAUGUAAUGGCCAUAAAUCCUGGAGAAGAAGCCAAGAUGCAGAUGUUUAUAUGGAACAAUAUAUUUUUCUCGCUAGGUUUUGAUGUUCGUGAUCACUAUAAGGAGCUAGGUGGAGAUGCUGCUGCUUUUGUUGCACCACGAAAUGAUCUUCAGGGUGUGCGAGUCUACGCAGCUGUUGAUCUACCCGGUCUUUAUACUCUAGGCACCGUUGUAAUUGAUUACCGGGGUUACAGAGUCACUGCUCAGUCAAUUAUUCCGGGAAUUCUGGAACGCGAGCAAGAGCAGUCGGUUGUCUAUGGGUCUAUAGACUUUGGAAAAACAGUUUUGACUCAUCCAAAGUACCUGGAGCUGCUAAACAAAGCUGGUCAGCAGUUAAAAAUCUUGCCUCACAAGGUUAUAAAUGACGCGGGUGAAGAAAUAGAAUUAUGCAGCAGCGUAGAGUGCAAAGGAAUUAUCGGAAACGACUCUCGUCAUUACGUAUUAGAUUUAUUACGUACAUUUCCUCCAGAUGUUAAUUUUUUGAAGCUAGAUGGCGUUGAGCUGAGCAAAGAAGCCCGAGCUCUGGGAUUCCCAAUUGAACACAAGCAUCGGUUAGCGUGUUUGAGACAAGAGCUUAUUGAUUCCUUCGUAGAGGCUCGCUAUGUUCAGUUUAUCAAGCACGCUGCUGUCCAUUUGCAACAGUUGACUUCUUCCAGGUUGUCCCAGCAGAUGGAAAAAGAGUCGAUUGGCGAGAAGGAAAAGGAAAAGGAGAAAGAAAAAGAAAAAGAUGAGGCUAAAGCUAAAAAGGAAGAGUCUGUUAGCGCUGUGGUAAUUGAUAGUAAUAAAGAAACUUCGGAACAGUCGACAAUUGAAGCGGAUGAAGCUAAAAAAAUUGUCGAGAGUAUCACCGACUCGAUAACAGGAGGUGAGAAACAAGAGCUGGAAGAAAGCACCAAAGAAAUAGUUCGUAGAGCCGCUGCGGCUGUAGGGAGUCUUCGUGAGGCUGAAUUUGAUGUUAAAUUUAACCCAGACGUCUAUUCACCAGGAGUCCGUCAUCCGGAUCCGAAUGGUGAAGCUAUAAAGAAACAACGUCAAUUAGUUCGCGACGCCGCCGAUUUUUUGCUUACAGUCCAGCUUCCGACGUUUAUUCGCGAGUGUCUAGAUCACACUGCUGCAGCGACAGAUGGUAGCACUCUUGUAGAAGCGCUCCACGGUCGUGGUAUCAACGUUCGUUAUCUUGGUAAAUUGGCUGUCAUGCUGGCUAUAGUGCCUCAACUUAAAUACUUGCAUCGUAUUUCUGUAUCAGAGUUGAUUUUAAGAUCAGCUAAGCACAUAUUCACCUCUUACAUGCAAGGAACAGAGUUAAUGAGCCUCUCGGCGGCGAUUAGUCACUUUCUUAAUUGUCUGUUAUCAUCAGCACAGCUUCCUCAUCCGCAAUUAAAUUUGGAAGAGUUGCAGAGCAAAACUGCGAAGCGACGUAAUAAACGUAAAGGAAGAAACAAUGGCCCGCAUCAGUCAGAAGUUGAAUGGGCGAGCUUGACACCUAAAUCACUUUGGCAGCAAAUCAAAGCUGAUUUAAAGAGCUACUACGAUUGGGAAACGUUAGCUCCAGAGUCGCUAGAUUCUACUAUUGAGCAUUUUAAUCUCCAGAAAAUUUCUCUCCUUCGUGGGUUCUGUAUCAAAACAGGAAUUCAAAUUCUUUUGCGUGAGUACAAUUUUGAGAAUAAAAACAGAGCUACGUUUUUUGAGGAAGACAUUCUGAACAUAUUCCCUGUGGUGAAGCAUAUUAAUCCGCGUGCUAGUGACGCUUAUAAUUUCUACACCACUGGCCAGAACAAAAUUCAACAGGGGUACCUCAAAGACGGGUACGAAUUGAUAAGCGAAGCCCUUAAUUUACUGAACAAUGUUUAUGGCGCAAUGCAUCCUGAAAUAGCCCAGUGUUUGAGAAUGCUCGCGAGAUUGAACUAUAUAAUGGGCGACCACGGUGAAGCACUAGCAACUCAACAGAAAGCGGUUCUUAUGUCUGAGCGUGUGAGUGGAAUCGAUCACCCCUACACCAUCACCGAGUAUAUCCACUUGGCGCUUUAUUCGUUUGCCAACGGACAAGUGUCUGUGUCUUUAAGACUUCUCUAUCGAGCUCGGUACUUGGCUUUGCUUGUUUGCGGAGAGGAUCAUCCUGAGGUAGCGCUUAUCGACAGCAAUAUUUCGCUCAUCCUCCACGCAGUUGGGGAGUAUGAACUUUCUUUACGUUUUCUUGAGCACGCUUUGGCGCUCAAUUUAAGAUACCACGGACCUCGUUCGCUUAAAGUUGCCGUUUCUUAUCACUUGGUCGCGAGGACGCAGUCGUGUAUGGGAGACUUCCGUGCUGCCUUGAAUAAUGAAAAGGAAACUUACGCUAUUUACAAGCAACAGCUGGGAGAAGAGCAUGAGAAGACUCGGGAGAGCAGUGAUUGUCUGAGACAUUUGACCCAGCAAGCUGUGGUGCUUCAGAAAAAAAUGAAUGAAUUGUACACUGGGAAGUCGAGUCUCAGUUUGCCGCCCAUACAAAUCCAGCCACCCUCUAUGGGUUCUGUUUUAGAUUUACUUAAUGUCAUCAAUGGGAUCUUGUUUGUUCAAAUUAGUCAGCAGGAUAUUGAAAACUUGAAGGCGGAGAUUGAAAAACGACAGAAGGAACAGAUACCUGAAAAUGACAUCAAACGUCAAGAUAGCAAGAGUUCAACGCCUAUGAUUAAUGAGACAGAUAAAAUACUUGCUAUUACUCAAGACACUUGCACAAAUACUGAGAAUAACAAAGAGACCAGAAAGUCAAUAGCCACGGACAGUUGA